Lepisosteus oculatus (spotted gar) is the source of this 2486-nucleotide messenger RNA. It is a transcript of the gene abraa, whose product is annotated as actin binding Rho activating protein a. NCBI's taxonomy places the organism in Eukaryota, Metazoa, Chordata, Actinopteri, Semionotiformes, Lepisosteidae. Gene Ontology annotation, cellular component: sarcomere. The record is from RefSeq and is a predicted model, not a curated record. Gene Ontology annotation, biological process: positive regulation of Rho protein signal transduction; positive regulation of transcription by RNA polymerase II. Gene Ontology annotation, molecular function: actin binding.
CCUGCCGGGCCGGAGACGGGCAUGGCCACGGCGGUGCGGAAACCCCGCUGCGCCUCCGCGGUGAGCAGCCUGGCCCGCAGCUGGCAGAGCUGGGCCUCCGAGCACGCGGGCAGGCAGGGGGCCGCCCCCGCCGGCUGGGUGCCCAGCUCCCUGACCCAGGACGGAAGCCACAGGGCGGCGGCCGGUGGGCUGAGGCCCCCUGUGAGCGCCGGGGUGCGGGCAGAGCCCCGGGGCUCCGUGUUCGCUGGCGAGGGGGCCCCCAGCGCUGGAGCGGCCGCCGUGGCAAAGAGCGGCUGUGGGAGCCAGCGGGUCAGGGCCCUCGCAGAGCAGGGGGGGCCCGGAGACGGGGAGCGCUCCCUGGGCGAGUGGUCGCCGGCGUGGGGGCGGGGGGACCGCAGGCUGGGCUCCCGGAGCAGCAGCCUGGACACCCAGGACAGCGGCCUGGGCGAGGAGGGGCUGAGCGACACCGACGCCGAUGGCAGGACAGGGGACAGGCCGCCCAGCCAGACCGGCCAGACCAGGAACAAGGACCGGCCGAAGAUCCAGGUGGUCACUCUCGGGGACCUGAGAAGCAGGUGGCAGGUGUGGUCAGAGCAGCACCUGGAGCAGCAGAAGCUGAACCCCUUCAGCGAGGGGUUCGACUACGUGCACGCCAUGGCCCUGCGGCUGCAGAAGGGCGACGAGGGCUACGGGCGGCCCAAGGAGGGCUCCCGGACGGCCGAGAGAGCCCAGCGCGCCCAGCGCCACAUCCGCCGGGAGAUGGAGGAGAUGUGCUUCAUCAUCAGGGACCUGGGGGCGAGAGGUCCGGACGGUGGGGCUCGGGUCACCUUCGGCCGCCUCUUCGACCGGUACGUGAAGAUCUCGGACAAAGUGGUGGGCAUCCUGCUGCGCUGCCGCAAGCACGGCAUGGUGGCCUUCGAGGGGGAGAUGCUGUGGAAGGGGCGUGACGACAGCGUCAUCAUCACCCUCCUGGGGUGAGCGGACUCGUCCCCUGCUGCUGCAGAAGAGACGUCAGAGACUGUACGAAUACGCCACAAUAACUCUGGGUCUGGCAGAUCCCCUGCUUGAUGAGUAGAAAUCUGUCAUUCUUUAGUGACGUUAUUGCCUUUGGAAAAGGACUGCUAAAUGUAUUCUACUGGAAAAUACUUUGUGUCAUCGAAGGCAUUCAGUCAAAAGUUUGUCGUGCCUCGUGUUUUGUAUUAGCUAAUUCACUCAAUUUCUUUCACAGUGAAAGCAUGUACUGUAAGACUUCUUAGAGAAGGGUGCUUUGUAAAACUGUUGUACUUUGUUGUAAAACUGUUUACAUUCUAAAAAGUGUUGUAUUUGGUCUGUGUUUAAUAGAUUGUGGAUAUUCAAGAAUGAUGGACACUUCUAAAGAUAUUUAUAUAUAUUCAUCAGUGUCCACGGUUGCUCCCGGUUUGUACAUCCUUCUCUUCUCUAACUUUACCAGGAUAACUGAUAACAUGUAGGUUCUCUUUUAUUUGUUAUGUACUCUAUAUAACAAAAAAAUAUUAUUUUAUCACUCAAACAAAAGGUAUAGAAGAUUGAAUGUCAUAUUUCUUACAAGGAAGAUGCGGUGUGUCUUAUACUCCGGCCUUCGGUCUCUGAUCCAGAACAGAUCACUCCCCAGUGUCUGGCCUGGCUCUGAGUGCACCCAGUGAGCUGCUCCCACACCAGCCCCACACUGCCGAGCCCAGGCUCUCCUGAGCCCCUGGCAGGCUGGAGUCGAGUACUAGGAGCUGUCCCGGAGCUGAAGCACACGAGAACAGUUCCAAACGAGAGCAGGCCCUUCAGAGUGCGCCCCCGUCUGACCUCUUUCCCCUCUCACAAACCCUCUGUGCUGACCUGAGAAGAGCAGCACCAGGGACCUGGACGGUACCCUGGAGACACCAGCAGGGACACGCUGCACUCUGACCACAGGCCCUGGGGCCCGGCAGCAUGGUGGGGGAGUGUAAAAUCAGAGGCAAAAGAUACAGAAAAGCUGCCAGUGGGAUCAAUCAACCUUUUUUAUUAACAGUUGUAAUAGUUUAACAACGACACCAAAUUGUGCAUUAUUCAACUGCAACAUCAUUGUAAAUAAUUAAAAUCUACACAUAAUAAAUUAUUCUUAAUACAUCUGUGUGGAAAAAAAGAAAAGAUAAAACUUUGUUGCCGCCCACGGCUCUGUCAGGCCGAGGGCGCUGAAAGCGCUGUGGCCAGUUUCACGCCCGCAGGCGCGACUGAUAUGUACAUUUCAGCAGGAAGGUGGCUUUGUUGGGGACCCCAAGACCCCUAAUACUGGUCACGGACAGAGCCUUUUCCCUGCCGGUUCUACGCGACAGGAGGCCCUCGAUUACAGUGGCCACCCAGGGCACGUGAACAGAGUAAACACGGAGGGGCAAUUUUCAGAAAAGAAAGUGGAUCUUUCUUGCAACUACUGAACCUUCUCCGCACUAUUUGCAGUUCAUUUUUUUUAGAUUCAUUCAUUUAAUAAAAAUAAAAACAUC